AUGAUCAUGGCAUCAAUAUCUUUCCACGGCAACAACCAAGGGCUUCAGAUCGGAGACAACCGUGGCUUAAUCAACGCGGAUUUCCAUCUUCCGCCAGAGCGACCGGAAACCCCGCCUAGUCCUCUAUCAACUGUCCCAUUCCCACGCGAUCCAGUCUUUGUUCACCGUAAUACGCUGCUCAGCCGGAUUCAGGAAAGCUCAGUGCCAGGGUCGCGGAUAGCGUUAGUCGGCCUCGGUGGUGUCGGGAAAUCGCAACUUGCCAUCGAAUACUCGUACCAGGUCCAGUCCGCAUCUCCAACAACAUGGGUUUUCUGGGUCCACGCGAGUAACAAAGCUCGGUUUGAGCAGAGUUUCCGGGAUAUUGCAGACCAGGCUAAAAUCAAGGAUCGUCACGAUCCUCAAGUUAACAUAUUCAGACUGAUCGAGAAUUGGCUCCGGGAUAAGAAGAGAGGGAAGUGGCUCUUAAUCCUUGAUAACAUGGAUGACGAUCAGCUUCUGAGCUCGUUUUCGAUGGCAGGUAACGAAGGUCCAACCGCAAGCAUCGCAGACACCCCGAGAAAACCAUUGCUGGAAUAUAUUCCUAAAAGCGGAAACAGUUCAAUCAUUAUCACGAGUCGAUCUCGAGAGGUUGCGCUAAAGAUGGUCCAGCACAAGGAUCUUAUUGAAGUCAAACCAAUGGAAAAGUCCGAGGCACUAGAACUUCUUCAGAAGACGCUUGAUCAGCCUGACGAAAGCCAAGAGAGUCGGCGUUUAGUUGAGAAACUCGACUUUAUACCACUUGCGAUAGUCCAGGCCGCCAGCUAUAUUCGCAAUCGGGCACCUCUCAGUUCAGUAUCCCAAUAUUUGAGACAUUUCCAACAGAGUGACCGCCAUGUGACAAAGCUUCUUGCAAAAGAGGCGGGUCACCUUUACCGGGAUUGGGAAGCAAAGAAUUCAAUUUUAGUGACGUGGCAAAUUUCGUUUGAUCAUGUACGCCACAAAAAGCCAUCCGCUGCGGACUUGCUUUCUCUAAUGAGCUUUUUUGAUCGGCAAGGGAUACCAGAAAACCUUAUUCGGCAUCAACCUACAGCCAACUACAUCCCAAGUCCAGAUUUUUACAGUAACUCCAGUGAUGGGGAUACAUUCGAAUCUGAUUUAGAUUUUGAAGAUGACGUCGCAAUUCUGAGAGACUAUUCAUUGAUAUCUAUCAUGGGUGAUAGCAAUUCCUUUACGAUGCAUCGACUAGUGCAACUGACUACACGCGUGUGGUUGCAAUCGCAUGGGAAACUAGACCAAUGGAGGGAUGUUUUCAUCAGCAUUCUGAACCACAGUUUUCCUCGUAAAGAGCAAUACGAAAAUUGGGAAAUAUGCCAAUCACUCUUCCCUCAUGUUCGAUCAGCGAUGUCUCAGCGUCCAGAAUCCCAGCAGAGUCUACUCCAAUGGGCCACGCUAUUACACAGAGGCGCGCGUUAUGCGUGGCAAAGUGGAAAUCUCGCAGACCUGAAAGAAAUGGCGUUGAAGGCAAAGAAUCAGAGAGCGAAUCUAUUAGGUGAAGAGGACAAUGACACGCUUGAAAGCACUUCAUUACUCGCAACCGCAUAUUCGACCGAAGGCCAGUUUGAGGAAUGCGAGAGGAUCUUGGUGCAGGUAAUGAAUACUCGCAAAAGAAAACUAGGCGACGAUCAUCCAGACACGCUGAAGGCUAUGGGAAACCUGGCAUCGACAUAUUCAGACCAGGGCAUGUUGAAGGAGGCCGAGAGGCUCGAAUUGCAGGUGCUAAAAGUUCGCAAGGCAAACCUUGGAGAAGAUCAUCUUGACACUCUAACGAGUAUCGGUAACCUUGCUUUGUCGUAUUUGAGACAGGGUCGGCUGGAGGAGGCCAAGAGGCUAUUAUUGCAGGUUAUGGAAGCUCGCAAGAAAAUUCUUGGUGAAGAUCAUCCUAACACACUUGCGAUUAUCGGCAAUUUAGCGUUGGUGCAUCUACAGCAGAAUCUUUGUGGCGAAGCCGAGAAGUUAUUAGAGAAGGUGGUGCAAGAUCUCAUCUUGAAGAUCGGCGAAACCCAUCCCACUACGCUUUCCAGCAUGAAUAAUCUUGGAGUAGCGUAUAGGAGUCAUCAAAGGUUCCUGGAUGCCGAAAAACUCCAGUUGCGGCUACUGAACUUGAGCCAGGCGAGGUUCGCCGACGACCAUCCUUUCAUGCUGAGAAGCAUGGUCAACCUCGCGUUGAUAUAUUCAGACCAAGGUCGAUGGGACGAGUGUGAGAAGGUCCUCACUCGGGUGAUGGAAAUACAUAGAGCGAAGCUCGGUGACGCCCAUCCUAAAACGCUCUCUAGCAUGGAGAACCUAGCAGUAGCAUACAAAUCCUUGGGCCAGUGGGAGAAGGCCGAGAAGCUCGAGGUGCAGCUGAUGGAAACAAAAAAAUCUUUCUUUGGUGAAGCCCAUCCUACAACAUUGACGAGUAUGGCCAAUUUGGCCUUCACCCGGAAAUCAACAGGUCGAAAUACCGAUGCUCUCAAGUUACUGCAAGAUUGCUUAGCUAUGGAGAAGCAAUUGCUUGGGCCAAAUCCUCAAAUAUUGUCUAUUUCUGAGACUUUGCUGGAAUGGGAAACCGAGUGGCGCAAUUUUGAUACUUAG
This is a messenger RNA of Penicillium salamii, 2613 nucleotides long. NCBI's taxonomy places the organism in Eukaryota, Fungi, Ascomycota, Eurotiomycetes, Eurotiales, Aspergillaceae. The record is from the annotation of a GenBank genome assembly.